UUCCAGCCCAAUCUGGCAACACUGUGGUCCGUGACUCGUACACAGACAAGAUGGCGGCUUCACUGGAGGAUGAAUUCGAAGACGCUCCCGACAUAGAAGCACUGGACCCGACAUUGAAGAACAUCAUUGAGCAGAAGUCCUUAAAAUGGAUCUUCGUCGGCGGGAAGGGCGGCGUGGGGAAGACGACGUGCAGCUGCAGUCUGGCCGUCCAGCUGGCCGCCGUGAGGGAGAGCGUUCUCAUCAUCUCUACAGACCCAGCGCACAACAUCUCGGACGCCUUCGACCAGAAGUUCUCUAAAGUGCCCACGAAGGUUAAGGGUUAUGAGAACCUCUUCGCCAUGGUGAGAAUCGACCCCAGUCUGGGCGUGGCGGAGCUGCCCGAUGAGUUCUUUGAGGAGGACAACAUGCUCAGCAUGGGCAAGAAGAUGAUGCAGGAGGCCAUGAGCGCCUUCCCCGGCAUCGACGAGGCCAUGAGCUACGCCGAGGUCAUGAGGUUAGUGAAGGGGAUGAACUUCUCGGUGGUGGUGUUCGACACCGCCCCUACCGGACACACCCUGCGCCUGCUCAACUUCCCCACCAUCGUGGAGCGAGGUCUGGGCCGCCUCAUGCAGAUCAAGAACCAGAUCAGCCCCUUCAUCUCCCAGAUGUGUAACAUGCUGGGUCUGGGGGACAUGAAUGCCGACCAGCUGGCCUCCAAGCUGGAGGAGACGCUGCCCGUCAUCCGCUCUGUCAGCGAGCAGUUCAAGGAUCCGGAGCAGACCACCUUCAUCUGCGUGUGCAUCGCGGAGUUCCUGUCUCUGUACGAGACCGAGAGGCUGAUCCAGGAGCUCGCCAAGUGCCAGAUCGACACGCACAACAUCAUCGUCAACCAGCUGGUGUUCCCCGACGGAGACCGACCCUGCAAGAUGUGUGAGGCGCGCCACAAGAUCCAGUCCAAGUACCUGGACCAGAUGGAGGACCUGUACGAGGACUUCCACAUAGUGAAGCUGCCCCUCCUGCCCCACGAGGUGCGCGGCUCAGAGAAGGUCAACACCUUCUCCAAGCAGCUCCUGGAGCCGUACAAACCCCCCAACAAGUGAUCCCCGGACCGGACAGGACAGCACACGACCCCCCCCCCCCCCCCCCCCCCCCCCCCCCCCCCCCCCCCCACCCCCCCCCCCACCCCCCCCCCCCGACCCCACCGACCCUCCCUCCCUCUCCCCUCGCCCAUCGCCCCGGCAACAGCCUCAGCCUCAGCACCACCACCACCCUCCUCCUCGUCAUUAUCCUGGGAGCCAGACGUAUUUACCGACAGAACAAUUUAAAUGUACACACACUUAACCGGCAACGUCUGGAGGAUUUGCAUCCAUUUCUUCACACAUACACACGUUUCGUACACUUGAUCAGAAUACGCUUCAUCACAGGUCGCUCUCUACUCUCUCCUCGUUCCCCGCUCCCUUGUGUCAUGUGACCCCCCCCUGUUUGAUGUAGUGGUGGACCUUUUGGGAGACGUGAUGGUUCCACGGUGAAACUGGUCCUACUGUUGAUGCUUGUUCUGUGCGUGGCUCCCCCAGCGGUGGGUCUGACCUGAACGUCCCUCCCCCAGAGUAAAGCGUGGCCCGUGUGGGCUCACAUGGCGCUGUGUUUCCUUUCUGCUCCUUCAUUCAUGAACCGUUAAGGAAUGCUUUCGUUUUUUUAUUUGACCUUUUUAAGAGGCAGAAUGUUUUGAAUCCAGCGACAGGUAGAGAGUUGACAGCGCUGUGGAUAUUAUCACAGAGAAGUGUCCUUUUGCUGUCUAGAAUGUUCAAUCUCGGCAUUUACGUACUCGAUGGUGGCAGAAGCAUUUAUUACGAAAUAUAUUGGGCAGGUUUGGGAGAUUUAAAGGAUAUGAAAGGCAGUUACUAUGAGAUAACGUGAUUAUUAUCCUAGGGUGGUUGGAUUGGUAAAAGGUUGAGUAUCUGAAGGAGAUUAAAGAGUUAAACUCUCAAACCCACUGAAAAAUAGAGCUGCAUUGGUGAAGAUUAUUAAAUGUAUUCUGACUCUCUUUGUAGAUUCAUCAGCAAAAAGGUAAAGACAAUAAAAUGUAAGACUAUACUCGUAAAGCUACAGAAAGGCUUGCAUUUGUUCAUUUAAUGCAUCAACAAUGUCAACUUUAAAACAUAGUAUUUAAAAGCUUACUAUAGGAAGGAACUAAAAAGAUGUAUCUGGCCUAGAAGUUCACUCUGACUUACCCAUCCUAGCUUUUUUUCUUAACAUUAAAUACACUUAAUUAACAUUAAAUGCAUUGCGAUUAACAAAACGAAUAAUUUUCCUAUCUUCAAUCAAAAUCAAUAAGACAAAUGGCUUCUGCAAUGGAUGGGAAGCCUCAACGUUUGCUUCCACUUUGCGAUUUGAUUGCUUUUUGGUUGUUGUACAUCUAUUUUAGAUAGAUUUUCCUGUAACUUAUUUUGUGACCAAAUAAAAUACACCUACUUAAUUG
Molecule: messenger RNA, 2458 nt
Organism: Gadus macrocephalus (Pacific cod)
Lineage: Eukaryota; Metazoa; Chordata; Actinopteri; Gadiformes; Gadidae
Gene: get3
Product: guided entry of tail-anchored proteins factor 3, ATPase
Biological process (GO): post-translational protein targeting to endoplasmic reticulum membrane
Cellular component (GO): GET complex
Molecular function (GO): ATP hydrolysis activity; ATP binding
Source: RefSeq, a predicted model, not a curated record